AUGAAUAUAAUCGGCUCCGCAAUGGGCUGGCUCCGCUGCGAAAUCGACCAGAAAAUGGUCGAUGUUCAGAUCGACAAGAAGCUUGAGGAAUACGGUAACAUUUUACAAAAUUAAGCCCUAGCUCUAGCCCAGAGCCCUCGCCUAGAAUCCUAGCCCAGAGGCCUAGCCCAGAGCCCUAGCCCAGAGCCCUAGCCCAGAGCCCUACCCCAGAGCCCUAGCCCAGAGCCCUAGCCCAGAGCCCUAGCCCUGAGCCCUAGCGCUAGCUUUAAACUUGUAUUAUAGGUAUCAUUCCGAUUGUAAAACCAAAUCAAACAAAUGACACUGACCCUUCAAUUGACACCUUAAGUACGACAAAGCUAUUGGAAGAACUAAAAGAAGCGAAUAAAACCGAAAAGAGUGUAGAGAAGGAAGAGACGGAAAAGAAAAAAGAGUUCCGAGUACCAUCGAUUGUACUUGUCAUGCUGACCACCUUUGGUAGGAUCUUUAAUGUGGUUGGUACUAUGAAGAUGUUUCAGGUGAGUUCACUUAAGUUUAGGUAACAAUUUGGAAUUAUUGGAGCUUAAAAGAUACUGUAAUUUUAAAUAUUUUGGAAAAAAAAGUUACUGUAGGCUAGUAUUAUGUGCAUAGACUAGAGCAAAGGCUAGGCAUGAGCAAAAAAGUGGUUUAACGUAUGGGCUAGAACAUGGGCUAGGGCUAGAGCUAGGGCUAAGGCUAAGGCUAAGGCUAAGGCCAAGGCUAAGGCUACCAUACCAGGGCCAAGACUUGAGACGGCGUUAAGGUCAGGUCUACUUUUUUCGUAAAAUACGGAUUUUUUUUAUUCACAAAAUUAAGUUAAAAACUAGCCUUAAAAAUUUUUAGGCUAGUUAUCAUCAAAGAAAUUCCAUUUUUAGGCAUUUACCAGCUACAUCUCAGCUAGACGACGUAAGAACUUGAGAACAACCACCGAGAGAUUGAGUGGUGGAGAAGGUGAAGGUGAAUGGAGCGAGGCCAUGAUGGAGUGUUGUACUCUAUGUGCUGCUUAG
This is a messenger RNA of Bursaphelenchus okinawaensis, 1022 nucleotides long. The record is from the annotation of a GenBank genome assembly. Lineage: Eukaryota; Metazoa; Nematoda; Chromadorea; Rhabditida; Aphelenchoididae.